Molecule: messenger RNA, 1224 nt
Organism: Tetrahymena thermophila SB210
Lineage: Eukaryota; Ciliophora; Oligohymenophorea; Hymenostomatida; Tetrahymenidae
Product: kinase domain protein
Exons: 8
Biological process (GO): SCF-dependent proteasomal ubiquitin-dependent protein catabolic process
Cellular component (GO): SCF ubiquitin ligase complex
Source: RefSeq, a predicted model, not a curated record
AUGGACUUUACACUUUAAAAAAUUGGAGAAAAUGGAGGAGUUAUUAUUGCUUCUAUUAUAAGAGGUUGUAAGAAUCUUCAAAUAUUAAAUCUUUUUGGAUUCGCAUGUAAUCUAAGGGAUGAAGGAUUAUCAAGAAUAGCUACUGCUUUGUCAAAGUGCCAAAAACUUACAAAGCUUGUGAUAUCUUUUUUUUGUGAUGAAAUCGGCGAUGAAGGGUUAGAAAAUUUAGGAUCUGCAUUAGUAAAAUGCUAAAGCUUGUAAGAAUUGAGUCUUGAAAUUUGUGAUGAUAAUUAUUUUAGUGACGAUGGUUUAUCUAAAUUAGGCUCUAAUUUAGCUAAAUCUGUUAAUUUAUAAGUAUUGAAAAUCAAUACUCAUGAUAGAAAUCCAACUUAUAUUAAGCCUACCUCUAAAGGUUAUUACGAUUUAUGUGCUCAUUUAUCGAAUUUAAAGUAUCUCAAAGAAUUUUUUCUGGGUUUCUGCUGGGAAACUAAUGGUGCAUGCUUACCUUAAGUUGGAUUAGCUCUAAAAACUUGUUAAAACCUAAUCAAAUUAUUUCUAGUAGUACAUUUUAAAGUAAGCGAUAAAGACACUGAAGAGUUUGCUUUUCACAUAUAAAAUUAUAGAAAUCUCAUCUAAUUUGAUAUUUUAAUAAAUCUACAUAAGAAAACUAAGAAGAAGUUAAAAAGAAAAAUCUUUAAAAUGCCAAGAAUAGUUUGCUUUUCUAUUAAAGAUGAAGAUUUUGUAGAUUUAGUAGUUGAAGAAAAUUUAAGUUAUUUAUCUAUCGAUUGUUUGGAGAAAAAAAUUAGUAUUCAAUAGUAUGACAGUCAAAAAUUAAACGAUUCCAAUGAAACUAAUCAAAUAAAUGAAAAUAAAUAUAGCAACAAUUAGAAGGUUGGUGAUUUUAAUACUGAAAACUAAUAAACUGAUAAGUAACAAGAAGAAAAUUCAAAUUAAAGUUACUUAGAAGACUUUCAUCAAUAAAGUGAAAGUCUAUCAAUUUCAAGCUCAAUCUUACAAUAUCUUGAAGAUAAUUUUAGUUAUGAAGAUAAUGAUUAAGAUGAAAAAGAUAUUCAAAAAGAGUAUGAUCACAAUACUGAUAAAUAUGAUAACAAUUCUCAUUUUACUAUGUAAGAUGGCUCUAACUAAGAAUAUUAAGAAUAAGAAUCAUAAAAUAAUGAUGACAAUAACGGUGAUGAUGAUGAUCAAUCCAAAUAAGCAUAGUGA